Messenger RNA from Oppiella nova, 593 nucleotides. NCBI's taxonomy places the organism in Eukaryota, Metazoa, Arthropoda, Arachnida, Sarcoptiformes, Oppiidae. The record is from the annotation of a GenBank genome assembly.
CGCACAUGUGCGAUAGGAUCAAGGAAUGGUGGGCGCGACAUAAAGGUGAAAAGUACUCAGGCACCACCAAUCAUUGCGCCGACAUGGUUGAACGAGCCCUGAUCUAUGGCAUUGAUAAUGGAAACAACAAAGACUUACGUGCCUUUGAGAAAGAAAAAAGUGCCUGGCUAGGUCGCAUUACCCAGCACUCGAGACCUUACUACGUCUAUUUUUGGGAGCCAGGCAGACAUGGUGUCGGUCACUGUUCCCUUAUGCUAAACGACGAGUUUUACAUUAGCUUCUGGCCUAAGGAUGAGUACGGGAAGGCCGAGUACCUGAGCUCAGCCAGCGUAGAAUCAACCACCAAUACAUACGCGGGUGACUGUAAGGCUGAGGGUGGAAAUCCCGACAUUACAUUAGAAAUAAAUCUGACCAAGGACAUGUGCGAUAGGAUCAAGGAAUGGUGGGCGCGACAUAAAGGUGAAAUGUACUUGGGCACCACCAAUCAUUGCGCCGACAUGGUCGAAAGAGCACUUACCUACGGCAUUGGUAAUGGACAUAACCGGUUCUUCCCGGUAGACAAACACGGGUUGACUCGACUCCCAGACCAAUGA